AUGACUUCUGACCAGCCGCCGGCUGAUGACGCUGCUCCCCAUCACGCUCCUGCUGCCUCCAUUGGCCCCUCUGUCCCCAAAGACAUCUCCAUGGUCAGAGUCCUCGAGUAUAUGAGAUCGACGUUUAGUGAUGCUUCCGUCCUCGAUGCCCUGCCAUUGGAAGCAGCGGCAAACCCUGGGGCCUAUCACGCAUGGCAAACCUAUCGAGGCCUGAAGUCGCAGUCUAGUCCGACUUCGCCAAGUCCCCACACCGCCAACGGCGACAAGGCCACUGCAGAGAAUUCGACGCUGGGUAGGAACCGCCGCCCAGGGGCUUGGAACUGGGAGGGGGUCUGGGAAGAGCGCGUGAAGAAAGCAGUCAAGGCUAGUCUUUUGGACUCUGUCCUAUAUGGUACCAGUGUGGGAGACGAUAUCGUAUGGUUCAAAGGCAUCACCAUAACUUUCUGCAGUUUGGCUUACACGUGA
This is a messenger RNA of Plenodomus lingam JN3, 465 nucleotides long. Lineage: Eukaryota; Fungi; Ascomycota; Dothideomycetes; Pleosporales; Leptosphaeriaceae. The record is from RefSeq and is a predicted model, not a curated record.